This is a messenger RNA of Pseudocercospora fijiensis CIRAD86, 2337 nucleotides long. RefSeq lists its product as uncharacterized. Bases 1 to 2337 code for a protein of 778 amino acids. Lineage: Eukaryota; Fungi; Ascomycota; Dothideomycetes; Mycosphaerellales; Mycosphaerellaceae. The record is from RefSeq and is a predicted model, not a curated record. The transcript is spliced from 20 exons.
AUGAAGCAGCGCUUGCUGUCAGACAAGCGUCUCUUUGGCACGCAGCACAAACUAGCAAAUAUGUUGCUGUCUGUUCCUCCAGUUGCGGCCCUGCUUUCUGCGCUCCUGGAAGCGCUAAUGCCACAGGCGCUCCAAAUCCAGGUCACUCAGGUCUGGACAUUCGACCAUGAGUAUAUGCAAUGUACCGUGCUCAUCGUCGGUCUAUUGGUGAUUGCCAUUGAUCCUCUGCAAAGGCUCUCCGCGACCAGCGAGAGGCAUUUUGGAUGGCUUGAGGUUCGAGCCUGGCGGAGUAUGUCCACGGUUCUCCGUCGGCUGCUUGAGGUCGCGAUUCUCGUUGUAUAUAGGAAGUUCGUCGAAGUGAAGUUCAGGCGCUUGGAAGAUAGAAAGGGAAGUGUCGUGAUGCCGAUAUGCCCAAGUCUCCUCGAGCUUGCUGGCGUUGUAGUUCCGACCAAUCUUGCGAUGCUCUGGGAAGCGCUCAUGCCACAGGCGCUCUUUCUCAGAUUUGCUGAGGUCCGGCCGUACUCAUCGUCGUGGCUCGCCACGACCAGCUCGAGGCAUCUUGGGAUUGUUGGCGCUCGAGGCCAGCAGAGAACGUCAGGAAUUAUUGCUGUCGCCGUUUCGCUGACUGGUGAAGUUCCUGGUCGUUUAUGGCUGAGUUUGAGAGAGGAGUUUGAGAGAGAUCCGACCAGGGUAGAUGGAAUUCAAGGGGAGUCAUCCUCAGGACGACGCGAUAGAUUCGUGAACCGGAUCAACAGCGGCCCCACAAAUCCCGUGACUCUUCCUCGGCGUAUAAUUUUGAAAAUCCUUUUUAUAGUCGAUACAAUCAAUAGAGGCAUAUCAAGUAUUCUAAUCAAGCCAGAUACAAGCACCAUCGCAAAGCUUUGCCUAUUAGACAUCUACAUCCUGCGGCUAGCUGGCCAAAAACCCAUGGAAUCUCUAUACACUAUUAUGCGCCCGUCUUCAAUCGUAAAUCAUCAAAAAAUCAUGCCUCGGCGCUUCGCACUCUCUGCUGUCGCAACACGUGCUCACAGCCAGAAAUCUGCACACAAAGAGCGAGAUAAAGAGCAUGAAACCCAGAACAAUAUAUUUUUGGCCUCAAUCGAUAUCUCUCAGGACAAUGCCUUCUUCAUGGAUUAUGAAGAAAGCAGGGACCAACACGACUCUUCAAGAUCACACAACACGACUCUUCAAGAUCAUACAACACCUUACACCAACCACUAUAGCCUCCGUUGCCUCGCCGGUCUCUACACAAUUAGACGCCAGUUGAACCUUGGUCACGUAUCGGCAACAUUUGCUACGCUUUCCUGGCGAACAGGGUACAAAUCACCGGCAGUCAUGGCUAGCGGCAAACGUAACCAGAUCACUAGGUCCGGGACAUGGACACGAGAAACCCGGAUGGUCCUAUUCAUGCUCUUCCAGAUCUUCAGCUUCAGCGACAGCCAGGAUGAGACGGUCCGCCAGCAGCUUGCAGACAUAUUCAUCGCACUGUAUCCGGACUUUGGAGAAUUCAACUUCUACAACCUCUACGACCGGAACAUCCAACGCCUGAAGAAGGGCCAUCAGAACGCGGACUGGAAAGCCAUCGAUCGCCCCAAUGAAUGGAACAACUCCACGUGGGAUGCGAGUGAGCUUGCCCAUUUCGCGGCACUGAGAAGCAACAUUCUGCGCGAGGCUGCGAACCUGGGUAUCUCAAUUGCCUACAAGACAAAUCCAGAGCGAAAGCACCUACCACUCAUCCCAGGUCUUGUCGCGGGUCCCACAGCGGUCACAGCAGCUUCUUCUGCUCAAGGUCCUGCGAUCGUACCACAAAGCUCGCAGCCGCUCGCAACGGCAAGUCAGAACACGCUCACAGCUUCAUCCUCCGCUAACGUUCAGAACAGCAACGAGGGAGAAGACAGCGAAGACGACAAGGUCAGCGACGAUGAGAUCGAUGCCGACAGCAACCACGAAGACACCACAUGGCAAGACAACGUCGUUCAGGGAGCCAACCCAGUCCAAGCACAUCAGUCUCCCUCUAUGGAUCAACGUCACGACUCUGAAGAAGAAGACGACGACAUGGAAGACAUCACCUGGACUGGUCGCGGCCCACUCACUCCAGACGAGAUUCAGCAGCGAGCCAUUACCUCCAUGAACGCUGGUCUCGUGACGGAUAACCCAGAAGCGAUGGUCAAUGCGCGUGAGCCUGGCACGUAUAUCACGCCUUCAUGGGUUGUUACGGAAGAGGAGCUGCAGCGGGAGAUUGCCAGGAGUUUGGGAGAUAGAGAUUUUUUUGGGGGCAUUUUGAAAUGGGAUUUUCAUAAGCACGACGUAGUACUUUGUUCCACUUUCCCGGCCUAA